CAGAGUGCGGCAGUUGUUCGAUCAGAGAAACAUCGAGUAUAAAGGUGAGGCAACUCCGCGAAAUUUACUGCAAUGUAUAGUGUGCUGUAGGUACUACUUAGAAUUGUUAGCUGCCUUUUUGUAAUUUUCGAGCCUCUGUGAAAUCCUUCAUUUGAACAAUGUUAAUCACAACCGUCUGCCGGGUGUCUGUGGCACCUUCUUUGCAACCUCUGCGUAAGAGAUGCCUGUCAAUGAAACAGUGUUCACCAAAGAUUCAAAUUGUACGCUGUUUUUCAAAUGAGAGUCGAAAUACAUUUAGUGAACGCCUUGCAAGGAGGCGGUCGUUAAAAGAGAAAUUACUGGCGCCAGCUGGAGAAACUGCUUUCAAUAUUGGCAAAGGAGCUGUAGCAGGAGGAGCGGCACUGGGGUUAGGAGCACUCUGUUUCUAUGGCUUGGGACUAUCGAAACAAACUGGAGCUAUUGACCAUGCUACAUUUUGGCCAGAAUAUGUGAAGCAGAGAAUUAGAGAUACAUACAUGUAUUUUGGUGGUUCUAUAGUGGUGACUGCUGCAAGUGCUGCUGCAGCUCUGCGGUCUCCCAGAGUCAUGAGUUUGGUCACAAAGAAUUCAUUUGGUGCAAUUGCUUUGUCAUUUGCAGCACUUAUUGGAACCAACGUAAUUGUUCAAAGCAUCCCUUAUCAGAAAGGUUUCGGAGUGAAGCAGAUGGCUUGGCUUGCACAUUCUGCUGUGUUGGGUGCUUUCAUCGCUCCUAUUUGUUUUGUUGGUGGGCCAGUGCUCAUAAGGGCUGCUUGGUACACAGCAGGUGUGGUUGGCGGACUCUCUACCGUGGCGGUUUGUGCACCAAGUGAAAAGUUCUUGAUGAUGGGAGGUCCCUUGGCCAUUGGUCUUGGAGUAGUGUUUGCAUCAUCAUUAGGUACCAUGUUUCUACCACCAUCUACUGCACUGGGUGCAGGCUUGUAUGCCAUCAGCAUGUAUGGUGGUUUACUUCUCUUUUCUGGAUUUUUGCUGUAUGAUACUCAGCGAAUAAUAAAACUUGCUGAAGUUUACCCCAUAAAUUCAGCUCGUCCAUAUGACCCAGUAAAUGCGUCAAUCUCUAUUUAUCUAGAUACAGUGAACAUCUUCAUACGAAUUGCUAUGAUUCUAGCUGGUUCAGGAAGCAACAGAAGGAAAUAAUGAAGAUCAAACUAAAUUCUAUGUAAAAUAAUCUUUGUAAUUGAUUUAAAUUGGUACUUCAUUUCCUUAAGUUAUUGUGUAACUUCUUAUUACCUAAUAAAAACUUAAAAAUUGCAACAGGACAA
Schistocerca serialis cubense is the source of this 1297-nucleotide messenger RNA. Its product is annotated as growth hormone-inducible transmembrane protein-like. Bases 159 to 1172 code for a protein of 337 amino acids. Gene Ontology annotation, cellular component: mitochondrial inner membrane. The record is from RefSeq and is a predicted model, not a curated record. Lineage: Eukaryota; Metazoa; Arthropoda; Insecta; Orthoptera; Acrididae. The transcript is spliced from 8 exons.